Pochonia chlamydosporia 170 is the source of this 729-nucleotide messenger RNA. RefSeq lists its product as hypothetical. Lineage: Eukaryota; Fungi; Ascomycota; Sordariomycetes; Hypocreales; Clavicipitaceae. The record is from RefSeq and is a predicted model, not a curated record. The transcript has 2 exons. The coding region runs from base 1 to 729 and encodes 242 amino acids.
AUGCAUCAAAGAAACAAUAUCAACCCUGCUCCAGUCGAGGCAAGCAGCUCCAACCAAGAUUCAAACGCUGGAGCUAACCCACUCCCGUCCGCCGUGGGUACUCGUAACAAAUUUUUGUCACUUUGCCUUGAUUACACUGAGUCUACAGUGGUAAAGGUUAUCAGUAUCAAUCUUACUGGCCUACAGUCUGAUAAAGAGAUAUUCACAAAGAUCCGGGAUGUUUACCUUGAUGAACGUGGAAACCAGUUCUUCAACCGGGUAUACAAGCAUUCAGGUUACCUCUCUGGGCUUCGGUGGCUUAUCUUCUUACCUGAUGCUAACUAUGAGCAGUUCCAGAUGGAACCUUUUUCAGACCCAGGCAGGGCAGAUUUUGUGGCUGGAACAGGCACAAUAAAAGAUAUCCCGCCAAUACAAUGCGAAUCACUUCGAGCGGAUAUUGCGUCCAACUACCACUACACCGAGCCUUUGCAUGAUGCAACAAAAACUCUAGUCUUAGCUAGGGCAUUUGAGUUUUUUAAGCACCCCUUAAGAGCUGGCUCCAAUUUAAUUGUUACAAAUUUCCUCCCCCAAAAACUUGAUACACCACUCCAGCGCCCAAGCUUGCACUCACGUUUGCUGGUGCCAGGUUUAGGUAUCUACAUCCCAGACAAACUAAAAUGCGUUGAACAAGUUGUUUUCUGGUGUGUUAUUGGUACAGUCUUGUGUGUGAUUCUCAUUAUGGUCUUCUAG